Messenger RNA from Procambarus clarkii (red swamp crayfish), 1092 nucleotides. The record is from RefSeq and is a predicted model, not a curated record. Lineage: Eukaryota; Metazoa; Arthropoda; Malacostraca; Decapoda; Cambaridae.
AUGGGCUGCACAUCUGGUAUACAUUCCCAGCACAUCAGGAAGUCCAGCAUCACAUCAGGAAGAUAUACACACCCAGCAUCACAUCAGGAAGAUAUACACACCCAGCAUCACAUCAGGAAGAUAUACACACCCAGCAUCACAUCAGGAAGAUAUACACACCCAGCAUCACAUCAGGAAGAUAUACACACCCAGCAUCACAUCAGGAAGAUAUACACACCCAGCAUCACAUCAGGAAGAUAUACACACCCAGCAUCACAUCAGGAAGAUAUACACACCCAGCAUCACAUCAGGAAGAUAUACACACCCAGCAUCACAUCAGGAAGAUAUACACACCCAGCAUCACAUCAGGAAGAUAUACACACCCAGCAUCACAUCAGAAGAUAUACACACCCAGCAUCACAUCAGGAAGAUAUACACACCCAGCAUCACAUCAGGAAGAUAUACACACCCAGCAUCACAUCAGGAAGAUAUACACACCCAGCAUCACAUCAGGAAGAUAUACACACCCAGCAUCACAUCAGGAAGAUAUACACACCCAGCAUCACAUCAGGAAGAUAUACACACCCAGCAUCACAUCAGGAAGAUAUACACACCCAGCAUCACAUCAGAAGAUAUACACACCCAGCAUCACAUCAGGAAGAUAUACACACCCAGCAUCACAUCAGGAAGAUAUACACACCCAGCAUCACAUCAGGAAGAUAUACACACCCAGCAUCACAUCAGGAAGAUAUACACACCCAGCAUCACAUCAGGAAGAUAUACACACCCAGCAUCACAUCAGGAAGAUAUACACACCCAGCAUCACAUCAGGAAGAUAUACACACCCAGCAUCACAUCAGGAAGAUAUACACACCCAGCAUCACAUCAGGAAGAUAUACACACCCAGCAUCACAUCAGGAAGAUAUACACACCCAGCAUCACAUCAGGAAGAUAUACACACCCAGCAUCACAUCAGGAAGAUAUACACACCCAUCAUCACAUCAGGAAGAUAUACACACCGAGCAUCAGACAAGAAAGAUGCCCGCCCAGCAUCACACGAAGGGUCAGAGGAGACAUCUCUCGCGAGUCACCGGGGAGGGAGCGUUAAAUUGA